AAAUUGACAAUUUACUCAAUUACUGGUAUGCAAUAAUGACCGGUUUCUACGAAGGCAGUCUUCAAGAUGGCAUUGCCCUCGCCCUGAGGGAAACAAAGGCCGUUGUUUGCUUCGUUCGAGACGACACGCAGACGAGCUCGACGUGGGAAGAAGAGUAUUUUGAUGGCGAAGAGAUUGCCCAAACACUUGACGCCGGAGCAGUUCUAUUACGUAUUACCGCCGGAUCUCAGGAGGCUGGCUUUUUAACGUCGCUAUGCCCCAUCGCCAAAUUUCCGACAGUUAUCGUUAUCAACAAUGGUACAUUAAAGGAGUACCUCGUGCCGGAUAUCUCAAAGGAUGCCUUUCAGAGCCGGCUUGGGGUAGCUGUGAAGGUUCAAAAGCCUUCAGAGCCUGUUCAACAAUCACAAAGUAGCGCUCAAGCUGUAGCCCCUGUCCCAAAUGUUACACCGAGACAAUAUCCAACAUACCCAACACCACAGGCCGCCCGUGUGGCUGCCGCUUCAAUCCAGCCGAACCCCCGUGAGGACAACAACAGUACAGGAGAAAGUGCGACAAAUAAUGCGAAGAAGACUGUACCAGCAAAGCCCCAGCCGUCAAAAGAGGAGCACAAGAAACCGAUCGCCAAACAAGAAAAGGUACCCUUAAAGUCGAAGCAGACUAUUCCCAGCAAGAAAGCCAUACCCUCUGGCGAAGAGCGCAAGCCACAGUCACCGGUGCCCCGUGGACCCCCCAGCCAAUACCGACUCCAAGUGCGAUUAUUCGAUGGAAGCUCUGUUCGGUCCAGCUUCUCACCCACACAGACGAUUCGCAGCGAUGUGCGUCCCUGGCUGGAUGGGCAAAUGGGCACUGAACAGCGCCCAUACAACCUUAAGCAUAUCUUGACUCCUCUUCCUAGUCGAACACUCUCCGUAUCUGAGGAAUCUCAGUCACUUCAGGACUUGGGGCUGGGAUCAACCGCUAACCUGGUCAUGGUUCCCGUUUCUUCCUAUACAGAUGCAUACUCAGCUGCAGGGUCAAGCUUGCCUGUUCGGGGCAUCUCGGCUGUCUACAACGCUGUUUCGUCUGUUGCAAGCACUGCCACAGGCCUCGUAGGCUCGUUCAUUGGAUAUGGACCGACCGCAUCAGCCGCAAAUGGGAGUGGAUCACCGCCUGCAUCUACAUCUGCAUCCUCGGAGAACACUCAACGACCACGCAAUUCGGGACUUAACAUUCGGACUCUAAGGGAUCAGCAGAAUGACCGGAAAGACAGUCAAUUCUACAAUGGAAAUCAAUUGAACUUUGAGCCACGGGAUAAGGAUAGGAAGGACAAUUGAUUAAAUUCGAUGGUU
Penicillium pulvis is the source of this 1328-nucleotide messenger RNA. RefSeq names its product UBX domain-containing protein. Bases 36 to 1313 code for a protein of 425 amino acids. NCBI's taxonomy places the organism in Eukaryota, Fungi, Ascomycota, Eurotiomycetes, Eurotiales, Aspergillaceae. Gene Ontology annotation, molecular function: protein binding. The record is from RefSeq and is a predicted model, not a curated record. The transcript has 5 exons.